This is a messenger RNA of Galeopterus variegatus (Sunda flying lemur), 1188 nucleotides long. It is a transcript of the gene PNCK, whose product is annotated as pregnancy up-regulated nonubiquitous CaM kinase. The record is from RefSeq and is a predicted model, not a curated record. Gene Ontology annotation, biological process: peptidyl-serine phosphorylation. Gene Ontology annotation, molecular function: calmodulin binding; calcium/calmodulin-dependent protein kinase activity; ATP binding. Lineage: Eukaryota; Metazoa; Chordata; Mammalia; Dermoptera; Cynocephalidae. Gene Ontology annotation, cellular component: intracellular anatomical structure.
AUGCAUGGAGCCUUCUGGAAGGCCGCCUAUGACACUGGCUUGGACACAUGGCUGCUGCUCAAGACACAUGAGGACAUCAGCAGCGCCCACAAGAUCCGGGAGAAGCUGGGCUCUUGAGCUCCGCCUGCUGUCUUGCUCUGUGGUGGGGUGGACUGGGGCUCUGCACACCUUGUUGUCCUCAAGUGUGUCCCCAAGAAGGCCCUCCGGGACAAGGAGGAGACCGAGAUCGCAGUGCUCAGCAGGUGUGCACCGCACCUAGGGCUGGGACAGGGACUAACCCCGACUCCUGCCAGGGUGAUGGGGCGCGAGCUUUCUGUCCACAUCAUGGAGCGCGGCUCCUACUCAGAGAAGCAUGCCAGCCACCUGCUGGGUCAGGUCCUUGGCACUGUCUCCUACCUGUACAGCCUGGGCCUCGUACACCAGGACCUCAAGCCUGAAAACCUCCUCUAUGCCACGCCCUUUGAAGACUCCAAGGUCAUGGUCUCUGACUUUGGUCUCUCCAAAGUCCAGGCCAGCAACAUGCUAGGCACCACCUGAGGACCCCAGGAUAUGUGGGUAAGUGAAGGAGUGCACCCUGAACUCUUGGAGCAGAAACCCUACAGGAAGGCCGUAGAUGUGUGGGCCCUGGGUGCCAUCUGCCGCAUCCUGCUGUGUGGGUACCGAUUCUAUGACGAGAGCCACCCUGAACUCUUCAGACAGAUACUGAGGGCCGGCUAUGAGUUGGACUCUCCCUUUUGGGAUGACAUUUCAGGGGCAGGCUGACCCGGCCUCCCCGACUUUAUCUGGCACCUACUGGAUCGAAGUCCCAAGAGGAAGUUCAUCUGCCCACAGGCCUCUCAGCAUCUUUGGGUCUCUGGGGACGUGGCCUUCGACAAGGGUGUCCACGGCUCAGUCAAUGAGCAGACUGAGAAGAGUUUUGUGGACCACUGGAACCGAGCGUUCAACGCCACCUUGUUCCUGUGCCACAUCCGUCAGCUGGGACAGAGCCGAGAGGGCGAGGAGGCCUCCAAGCAGGGCGUGGCUCGCCACAGUCACGCAGGCUUCUGGGCUGGCCAGCCCCUCAGUGGUGACGCCCAGGCAGAUGCCGAGGCCAAGUGGACCGAUCCCCAGGUUUCCUUCCCUUGGGCGCUUUUGGUCCCCUUCCCCCAGCUCCCAUACCCCGGGGCUGGCCUCUGCUGGAGAGUGUGA